GCCUCACGCGAAGAUACCUGGAUGGCUGAAGUACUUCGUCGCAUUGAGCGAAUGGAAAAGAAACAGAAAAAACGACCUAGUGUAGUCUCCCAGGAUGGUACGAAAUCCGCCUCUAAAACACCUCAAGAACCCAUGGACACGUCAAAUCUGGUGAGCCCGAUUUCUCCCUCUCCGGCACCCGAUGACAGUACCGGACUGUCUGCGGAUCGAGAAACCUCAACCAAAUCACGAAUGUGGUCGACUUCUUCUGCCGAAGACGUUUUCGUAGGUCCUGACUACACUGCUUCACGCCUCUCCCCACCACCUGGUUUGAACUUGUUGGCGGCGACGGCGACGACCAGCGAACUAAACAAGUUGGGUCGGCCUGCCCAAGGAAGCUUGAAAUCUGAGCCACCAAAAGAGGAGGGCCCGGAGUCCCCCUCAGACCAACCCAAAAAUCGGCGUAAGAAGUCGCAGGCUUCUGCCACUGCUGCAGCCGAUAGUUCAGGGCAAUCUGCUGGUCUAUCCCGCGAGGAUCGUUGGCUUCAACUGCAAUUGCAGAGAAUUGCCGAAAUGGAAAAGAAGCCAGCUAAAACAACCCAGAAAAAUUCCUACACCGACGGCACUUCUACGAAUGCCACCAAACCGGAGGCGUCUGGACCCAUAAAUUUCUCAGUCUCCACGAUGACUGCUCAUGCGUCUGAAUCUGGUGGGUCUAUUGGCAUUCAACAGCAGCGAUCUGCUAAACGAACCGCUCGACAAACCCCGGCUAAAAGUAAACGUCGCAGGCGAGCAAGCAACCCACGUGCCUCUGCGACCUCGGAUGAAAGCGGCUUCGACGCGGUUGAUGGAGCUGCUGACCAGGCGUGGAGGUCACCCGUAUCCACUGAGUCAGCCCUAUACUCUUCCCCCAGGGCAGACCCCACCUCUGCUUCCUCGCCCAAAGACGGCGAAGCGGAGUGCGGCUUGAUUGUAUACAGGCGGCGUGAUGUCGACCCGAUGGCCAAAUUCAGUCGGUCGCGCUCCGUCUCCUACACAAAUCCACCUGUCCUCUCCGUUGAUGUCUCCCAACUGAUGACUCACCCACUU
Dibothriocephalus latus is the source of this 1068-nucleotide messenger RNA. The record is from the annotation of a GenBank genome assembly. NCBI's taxonomy places the organism in Eukaryota, Metazoa, Platyhelminthes, Cestoda, Diphyllobothriidea, Diphyllobothriidae.